AUGGGUCUUAAAAAUAUUCAUGAAAAUAAAAUGGUUCAUCGUGAUUUUCACACAGGAAAUAUAUUAUUAUCAAUAAAUUAUGGUUAUGAAAACGAAGGAAAUUCUGUAACUGAUAUAUAUAUUUCAGAUUUGGGAUUAUGUGGAGAAGCUAAUAAUAUAGAUAAAACAAAAAUUUAUGGAGUUAUGCCUUUUGUAGCUCCUGAAGUAUUAAAAGGGAAACCAUAUACUCAAGCAGCAGAUAUAUAUAGUUUAGGUAUGAUUAUGUAUUAUGUUGCAACUGGAAGGCAACCCUUUAGAAAUUGUGCUCAUGAUAAUAUUUUGGCAUUAAAUAUAUGUAAUGGAAUAAGACCUGAAAUAAAUGAACAAGAAAUACCAAAAUUUUAUAUUGAUUUAAUGAAAAAGUGUUGGGAUACAAAUCCAAAUAAUAGACCAAGUGUUACUGAAAUAUUAGAUUUAUUUGAAAAUU
Molecule: messenger RNA, 466 nt
Organism: Rhizophagus irregularis DAOM 181602=DAOM 197198
Lineage: Eukaryota; Fungi; Glomeromycota; Glomeromycetes; Glomerales; Glomeraceae
Source: RefSeq, a predicted model, not a curated record